AUGGUAGAUAGGUUGAUCGAUGACAAUAUCAAUUCUUUUUCAUCUAACACUUAUUGUAGAGUUCAUAAUGACAGAAGAACUUCUUUUUGGAAUAGUUGUUGGUUGGUAAACCAAUAUUUGAAUGAAGCAUAUCUGGAUAUCUUUGAGCUAGCAGAAAAUCCUUUCGGCAUGAUGGCUGAAAAUGAAGCAUUCUUUCUUUGGUCUAGUAACAUCAAGUUAGCUUUGAGAAACUUGUGGGAUAUUAAAGCGUCAACUAGAAUUCUUAUUUUUGGUUGGAGAUUGAAUAUUAACAGGCUGCCUACUCGGGACCAUUUAGCUAAGAGAGGUGUGGUGGUUUCGAUCAUCUCUUCUCUCUCUAAUCCACAUAACACACAUCUUUUCUGUGUCCUAAACCAAUCAAACAGGAAUAUUUGA
Vicia faba (fava bean) is the source of this 414-nucleotide messenger RNA. Lineage: Eukaryota; Viridiplantae; Streptophyta; Magnoliopsida; Fabales; Fabaceae. The record is from the annotation of a GenBank genome assembly.